This is a messenger RNA of Camelina sativa (false flax), 1443 nucleotides long. The record is from RefSeq and is a predicted model, not a curated record. Lineage: Eukaryota; Viridiplantae; Streptophyta; Magnoliopsida; Brassicales; Brassicaceae.
AAAAAAAAUAGUUAAAAAAAAAGAAAAAAAAAAAAAGCUGUCUCAAGGUCUCUGACGUUAUUUUCCUGUCGAAGUCGCAGACUCGUCAUCACAGCUCAGGAGGAGAAAUUCUGGGUUUUCUUCUUCUCCUCCUCUACUCGCUAAAUCUUCUCCAUCUCUAAAAAGGUAAAACCUAAUCAUCUCCGCGUUUCUAUCUGAAGAAUCUGUCAGAUAGAUAGAUAGAGAUAGAGAGAGAGUUUAUAGAGGAUGCCAAUGAUCUCCAAAGCUUCAUCUACUACCACCGCCACCAACAAUUCAUCGAUUCCUUCUUGUUCUAGGAUUGGAGGUCAGCUUUGUGUGUGGCCUGGUUUGAGACAACUUUGCCUCAGGAAAAGCUUAUUAUACGGAGUAAUGUGGUUAUUAUCCAUGCCACUCAAAACAUUGCGUGGAGCUAGAAAAACCCUUAAAAUUACCCACUUUUGUAGCAUUUCCAACAUGCCAUCCUCUUUAAAAAUCGAACUGGUUCCCUGUAGUAAGGACAACUAUGCGUAUCUUUUGCACGAUGAAGACACUGGCACAGUUGGAGUGGUUGAUCCUUCUGAGGCUGCACCUGUUAUUGAGGCAUUGAGCAGGAAAAACUGGAAUUUAACUUACAUUUUGAAUACUCAUCAUCAUGAUGAUCACAUUGGAGGGAAUGCUGAAUUGAAAGGAAAGUAUGGCGCUAAGGUGAUUGGAUCAGCGUCGGAUAAGGAUCGGAUUCCUGAAAUUGACAUACUUCUGAAGGAUAGUGACAAGUGGAUGUUUGCUGGCCAUGAGGUCCGGAUACUUGACACUCCUGGCCACACACAAGGCCACAUAAGCUUCUACUUUCCUGGGUCAGCGACAAUAUUCACAGGAGACCUAAUAUAUAGCUUAUCCUGUGGUACCCUUUCAGAAGGUACCCCUGAGCAGUCUCAGAUGCUUUCAUCACUUCAAAAGAUCGUGGCGUUACCAGAUGAUACAAAUAUAUACUGCGGCCGUGAAAACACAGCAGGAAAUCUAAAGUUUGCACUAUCAGUAGAACCAAAGAAUGAAACUCUUCAGUCCUAUGCAACCCGAGUCGCCCAUCUGCGCAGCCAGGGACUCCCAUCGAUUCCAACGACUGUUAAGGUGGAGAAAGCGUGUAACCCGUUCCUCAGAACAUCGAGCAAAGAUAUCCGUAAAUCAUUAAGCAUUCCAGACUCAGCAACCGAAGCUGAAGCACUGCGUCGUAUACAAAGAGCCAGAGACCGUUUCUGAAAAAAAACUUGGGGCAUGUUUCUUAAUUUGUAUAGAAAAUUCACAAAUCAUCAUCAGCCGCAAAAAAAUCAAUAUGUUAUUAUAUGUUUUGGGCUUUCUUCAGUUAAUCCAUUUGAAUCUGUAUUCAAAACAGAAAAAUAUCUAUAUAUAUUUAGUUGCUCAAUUAUUAAAUUAUGAGAUUUUCAA